Molecule: messenger RNA, 1959 nt
Organism: Pimephales promelas (fathead minnow)
Lineage: Eukaryota; Metazoa; Chordata; Actinopteri; Cypriniformes; Leuciscidae
Source: RefSeq, a predicted model, not a curated record
AUGCCGAGCCAGUGUAAACCUGAAAUGAGUCACACACUCAUUUACAGAGAACUGCAGAGAGGAAAUAGUGAUGUAUGUCAGAGAGGCAGAGAAAACAUCGAGACAGAGAUCUUUUCUCCCUCCCUGUCGUUCCGCCCACCCUCUCUGAGAACCAGCAGACAGGCCGCGGCUCCUGGACCACCGGAAGUCAGUGGAUCCUCCUCGCCCUCUCCGGACCCCGACAGCACCUUCCCUUCUCGUUUGCGCCGGCACGGCGACCCUGAAAAGCCAAAGGGCAAGCGGCAGUGUAAGACCAAGCACCUCGGCCAACAGGAGCGCAGGAUGCUGUUGCAGUCGGCCAAUGAGGAGUGCCCUGAACUUAGCCCCGCCCACCAACACAAGGUGGUGAAGCAUUCCGCUCAGAAGCGGCCAGCAUCUCUUUCCGAUUACGAAACUUCCCCGGUCAAACCAUGCCCCCCUUCUCCUGCCUACCAGCCCGCGGCACCCCCAACCCCUCCAUGCGCCGUUCCGGAUGCACCAGUACCUCCGGUCGCCCCCACACCUCCAGUGUCAGCGGAGCCACCAGUCAGCAGGCCCAUGCCGCCCGAAGCACGCAGACUCAUCGUCAACAAGAACGCAGGCGAGACUCUACUACAGCGAGCAGCGCGGCUGGGAUAUGAGGAGGUGGUUUUGUACUGUCUGGAGAAUAAAGUGUGUGACGUGAAUCAUCGGGAUAAUGCGGGUUACUGCGCGCUCCACGAGGCCUGUUCCCGUGGCUGGCUCUCCAUCGUACAGCACUUACUGGAGCACGGGGCCGACAUCAACUGCAGCGCACAGGACGGCACCAGGCCUCUCCAUGAUGCUGUGGAAAACGAUCAUCUAGAUGUGGUCCGACUGUUGCUGUCAUAUGGCGCCGAUCCGACAUUAGCCACCUACUCGGGCCGUGGUUUGCUAAAGAUGACCCACAGCGACAUAAUGGAGUGUUUUUUGUCUGAUUACUUUGCCGACCUGCAGGGCAGAGUGGACGAUGACCCUGGCGUGUACUGGGAGUUUUACGGCAGCGCAGUGUGCGAGGCUGCUGAUGACUCGUCUGGUUACGAUAUCUUGGCCAACCCACCUGGACCCGGCGAAGACGAGGACGAACAGAGAGAAGUUUUCGAAUUCGAGUUCUCCGAUCGACCGCUGUUGCCGUGCUAUAACAUCCAGGUGUCUCUCUCACAGGGACCUAGAAACUGGUUGCUGCUCUCGGAUGUCCUCAAGCGCCUAAAGAUGUCUGCCAGAACUUUUCGCGCCACAUUCACACACAUCGAGGUAGUGACGAUAGCCGAGGCGGAAUUCUACAAGCAGGCGUCUCUGAGUCAGCUGUUCUCCUGUCCCGAGGAGCUCGAGGGAUUCUUGCCAGACAGCAAGGAACUGUUGGAUCUGGUGGAAAUCAGUGCCGAACUGGUGGCGCUGCUGGGGUCAUCGCUCGAAUGCUUGGACAACCGCUGGGAGCCAGCAUCCAGACUUCGCUCGUGAGCCUCUGCACAUGCUCUCGACUCUCGGACAGACCCUUAGAGAGCCAUGGAGGACUAUAUGCAGAGGGAAAGGAUAUUUCAAUGCGGUUCUCGACAUUUCAAGGAACUUCUGGACUGGUUGCCAAAGGCGAAAUUCGAUCCCUGUGCAGCUGAUCUUUUUGUUUGGCUUCGAGAAGAUUUUGGAUCUUCUCGACAUCUCUUACACCCUGCUCGCAUACUAAUUCUCCUGGUGACGAUGCAAACCUGUACAUAGUGUACAUUCUGCAGAAAUCGAAAGAGAACGGACCUGAGGUUUGGACUGCUAUCUCUGGCUAACUAUGAGAUAUGAAGCCAUUCUCGCUACGAGGAUCUCUUUCGUUUAAAAGAGAUGUUUUCUAAAUAGGAAUAUAAGUAUAUAUACAGUCACUGUAUUUUAUUUGUGUGUAUUAUAUAUAGAUAUAAAUAUAUAUAUAUAAAUAUAAAU